CUCCCGAAAUGGCAGUGGCCGGGGCAGUCGGAAGCCCUGAGCCAGCGCCGCCGCUGCUAUAUAAGUGGGGGGGGCCGCGGGUUGGGGGAGCCCAGCUGCGCUUUCAAGAAGCGAGGUGCCGCUGCCCGAGGCCUGUCCCGGCGAGCGAGGGCCCCACGGCCCUUCAAAUCCUUCCCAAAGGGGAGUGCCUGGAGCGCAGGAGCCCAGGCGCCCGGGUCUGUGAGGCGCGGGGGCGCCCCGACUGCCGGCAUACCCCUCACCCCCGCGCGCCUCUAGACCCAGCGGCCGAGGCCCCCGGCGCCCCGCCGCCGCCGCCGCCGCGCCAUGCUCCACCUUGGCGAGUUUUCUGGCCCCGACGCUCUCCUGGUCAAGUCCGCCGAGGGCUGUUGCGCCGAACCCAGCACAGAGUUGCCUGGGCUGCCCGCCAGGGACGCGCCCGUGGCCGCCGGCUACCCCGGAGGCGACUUCUUGAGCUGGGCUUUGAGCAGCUGCGGCGCCGGGGGGGACUUAAUCGACUCCUGCUUCCUGGAGAGGCCUGCACCCACGCCCCCUCCCGGCCUCAGCUACAGCGGGAGCUUCUUCAUCCAGGCUGUACCCGAACACCCGCACGACCCGGAGGCACUCUUCAACCUCAUGUCGGGCAUCCUAGGCCUGGCACCUUUCCCAGGCCCCGAGGCAUCAGCAUCCCGGGCUCCGCUGGACGCCUCUUUCCCCUCUGGCCCCGACACCUUGCUGCCAGACCUUUACUCCCCGGAUCUGGGCGCUGCCGCCUUCCCGGAGGCCUUCUGGGAAGCCUCGCCCUCGGCGGGCGCCCCGUCGCAAUGCCUGUAUGAACCUCAGCUCUCCCCGCCCGACGUCAAGCCGGGCCUCCGGGCUCCGCCGGUCUCCCCAGUGCUGGACGCUGCGUCGGCCUUCAAAGGUCCGUAUGCCCCCUGGGAGCUGCUGUCAGCCGGGGGCCCCGGGAGCUGCGGGUCUCAGGGUGGCUACCAGACAGCCCCAGAGGCCCGCUUCCCCUCGAUGGGGACCAAGAUUGAGGACCUGCUGUCCAUCAGCUGCUCGGCAGAGCUGCCCACUGGCCCGGCCAACAGACUUUUCUCCACGGGGGCCUACGACGCCUUCCCGCUGGCCCCGGGCGACUUAGGGGAGGGGGCGGAGGGCCUCCCGGGGCUCCUGACCCCUCCUAAUGGGGAGGGGGGUUGUAACGGCGACGGCGGAGAGUUUCUGGCAGGCGCGCAGCCACCGCUCUCCCCGCUGGGCCUCCGCAGCGCCGCGGCGGACUUUCCGAAGCCUCUGUUGGCGGACCUCGCCGGGAGCAGUGGCGGCGUGCCCGAGCCUUGCGGGCCGCCGGUCCCGGCCCCGUUCCCCCCGGCCAAAGCGCGCCGCAAGGGGCGCCGCGGCGGCGGCAAGUGCAGCGCGCGCUGCUUCUGCCCGCGGCCACACGCCAAGGCCUUUGCCUGCCCGGUGGAGAGUUGUGUGCGCAGCUUUGCGCGCUCCGACGAGCUCAACCGCCACCUGCGCAUCCACACGGGCCACAAGCCCUUCCAGUGCCGCAUCUGCCUCCGCAACUUUAGCCGCAGCGACCAUCUUACCACACACGUGCGCACACACACGGGCGAGAAGCCCUUCGCCUGCGACGUAUGCGGCCGCCGCUUUGCGCGCAGCGAUGAAAAGAAGCGGCACAGCAAGGUGCACCUCAAGCAGAAGGCCCGCGCCGAAGAGCGGCUCAAGGGCCUUGGCUUUUACUCGUUGGGUCUUUCUUUCGCCGCCCUGUAAUGGGGGAGAGGGAUCUGUUGGUUGGGGCGCCGCCGCCAGGCGCUCAAGAGAAGACUUGGACACGCUCUCCUCGCUGCUCCUCUCCCCACCUCUUCCUGAUACGCCCCCGGGCCGGCCUCUGGUCCGGCUACCAGUUCCCUGGAAGCGCCCUCCGCACACACGUGCAGUUCAGCACUAGCUCCGAGGACAGCUCCCAUGGCCCGGGCGCUUCCUUCUGCAUCUGUAGCUCUGUGUGGAAAAGCCUCUCUGGCUAGUCACAGAGUGGUUACUUCCUUGGGACUGAAGACAUUCUUUUAUAACUGGCGCAUGCCCCACGCCUUCCCCUCGACCCCCUCCCCGCCAGACAGGCUGGGGCAGCGCCGAGCCGGUCUCGCGCGGGACUUUGUACAACAAUGUCCUCUCAUGCAGCCAUUGGAUGUAACGUUUUUUGCUUUGGGGUUAUUUCCUUUUUGUUGUUGUUAAUUUUUUGUAAAGCAGACGCUACUCUCAAGCAGUUAACAGAACUGUUUAUUUUUGCAAUUAAAGUUAUUGUGCUAAAAGCUUACCGAAUCUGCCAUCCAAGAUCCUGAAACUGCCCCUUCAGCAACUCCCCCAGCAGUUCAAGGGCCAUUGAAAAGAAAGGAGAUCCCACAUCCAUAAAAUUGCUGCACACCUGUCGGUCUUUGUGGAACAUAGGUAUUUAAUAAAUAUGCCUUUAAUUGAUGGGUGAGUUUAGUCACAGAUGAUCUAAGGGCUUGAGGCGUUUCUGAAUCUUGAGAGUAGUUAAGAGCCUUCAAUGUUGAACAUUGUGUACACAUUAACAAUCUCGGUCCUUACAGUCUUAAGUGCUGCCUUUAUAUGUUCCAUUUCAGAGAUGAGGAAGCACUGUAGGAUACUUGCUGGGUAACUGGAGACAGGCAAGGUUAAACUCAGAUUUGUUUGAUACCAAACUGCAACCCCUAAACCCCCAACCUCAGAAUGGAGGCAUCUCAGUUUAAUUGUACUGCUUGGAAAGAUUUCCUACUAGAAAUUGAGAAGCAGCUUUGGCAACUAGAGGGAGCCCCAGUCAAUGAUGACAGCAGCAGAAGACUGCAGUAUUUCGGUGUUGUUUCUGAACAUUUAGACUGUUGGAUACCACAGAGUCUCCACCAGAGCCUAUGAUUCUACCAGAAAGACAUAUAGUGUCAGUGGCAAAGAAGUCAAGCCCAGUUAGGAGAGGAUAUUUGCCAAUGGCUCACAGUCACCUUAGUCUACUCACAAAACCUCUCCAGAAGUCAUACUCCUCCAAAUACCUGCUACAGCCACUUUUCCCUAGCUGUCUUUACAUUUUCCAGGUAAAACAUGGCUUUGAGAGGCUAGAACCAGGUGAGUGGUGAGGAAAGUGUGGUUUUUUUUUUUCUUUUGCUAGUGAUUUUAUUAUGAUCAACAAGAUUAUGGGAUACAAACAAGAGGGGUACAAUUCCAUACAGUUCUCACCAGCAGAUGUUCAUAUUCCAUCCCCUCCAUUGGAAGCUUCUCUAUUCUUUUUCCUUUGGGAAUAUGGACCAAAGAUCUUUAUGGGGUGCAGAAGGUGCGAAGUCUGGCAUCUGUGAUUGCUUCUCCAAUGGACAUGAACAUUAACAGGUUGGUUCAGACCUCCAGCCUAGGAAAUCAUGCUUCUGUGUUAAGAAAGGUAGAGGAUGGAAGUCGGGCAGUAGCACAGUGGGUUGAGUGCAGGUAGCACAAAGCACAAGGACCGAGGAAGGAUCCAG
This is a messenger RNA of Erinaceus europaeus (western European hedgehog), 3503 nucleotides long. It is a transcript of the gene EGR4, whose product is annotated as early growth response 4. Gene Ontology annotation, molecular function: RNA polymerase II cis-regulatory region sequence-specific DNA binding; DNA-binding transcription factor activity, RNA polymerase II-specific. Bases 325 to 1773 code for a protein of 482 amino acids. The record is from RefSeq and is a predicted model, not a curated record. Lineage: Eukaryota; Metazoa; Chordata; Mammalia; Eulipotyphla; Erinaceidae. The transcript has 2 exons. Gene Ontology annotation, biological process: regulation of transcription by RNA polymerase II.